CGAACGUGCUACUUGUCAAUAUGGCUGUUGUCAGACAGACAAAGCGGAGAGGCAAAUAAUUUCGCCUCUGAUUAGAAAUCCUUGGAAAAAAGAAGCGAACGGGGCACUGACAUCAAACUGCGUUAAUACUGGGCCUCAGUUUCAGUCCCGGUGGGCUUUUGGUCGUUUGUUCAAGUUAGAUGGUGAAGUGGACAUAUUAAACCGAGAUGGCGAACAAGCUCCAAAAGAAAGUCAGAAGUUGGAAUGAUUGUCAUUCUCUUGAGAAUUGUAUUUUGAAGAAAAAAAAAAAAAGCAAUGCUUUUCCAAGUCACGAACAGAGAGAGCCAAUGGCAAGAAACUGGAGUUCAGCAUCAGGAUGUCUGACUUCAGCGAGGAGCCUCGCUUCACUAUCGAGCAGAUAGAUCUGCUGCAGCGACUGCGUCGCUCCGGCAUGUCCAAGCGGGAGAUCCUCCAUGCGCUCGAAACUCUGGACCGGCUGGACCGGGAGCACGGCGACAAGUUCGGUCGCCGCACCUCAUCCUCCUCCUCUUCCUCUUCCUCCUACAUGGUAGGCGGGACAAACAGCUGCACCAACAACUCUGCCUCCAACAACACUGCCUCCGCAACCACCACCUCUGCCGUGACGUGCAACGGCGCCAUCAACAAUGGCGACGACGGCGUCGGCGACCACUCCGCAACCACUGCCUCCUCGACCACCUCCAAGAUAUCAACAGCCACGCAGACGCAGUUUGGCAGCAACGGGGGGCUCUCGCCCUCGCUUAGUAACAGCUACGACACCUCACCACCUCCGGCGCCGCCGCCGCCCUCCGCCAUCCUGCCCUCGCCCGUCUCACUGGUGGCGCUGUCCCAGAAUGGGCGCGACAGUCUCGCUGCCACGCCCAACGGGAAGCUGUCUCCUCCUCGCUAUCCCGUGAACAGCGCGGCAGCAGCUAGAACCUUUGGCUUCGAGGCUAUCGAAGAGGACCUUGAUGUUGACGAUAAAGUGGAGGAGCUGAUGAGGAGGGAUAGCAGCAUGGUGAAAGAGGAGAUUAAAGCGUUCCUCGGGAACCGUCGGAUCUCUCAAGCGGUGGUGGCACAAGUCACCGGCAUCAGCCAGAGCAGAAUCUCCCAUUGGCUGCUGCAGCAUGGAUCCGACCUGAGUGAGCAGAAGAAGAGGGCCUUCUACCGCUGGUACACGCUGGAGAAAACCACUCCAGGUGCCACGCUGAACAUGCGGCCGGCUCCGUUGCCUUUGGAGGAGAUGGAGUGGAGGCAAACUCCUCCUCCGCUGGCCACCGCCCCGGGUACUUUCCGACUUCGGCGGGGAAGCCGCUUCACGUGGAGGAAGGAGUGUCUGGCUGUGAUGGAGAGUUACUUCAACGACAACCAGUACCCCGAUGAGGCCAAAAGGGAGGAAAUCGCCAACGCCUGCAAUGCUGUUAUUCAGAAACCAGGGAAGAAGCUAUCUGAUUUGGAGAGGGUCACUUCCCUCAAAGUUUACAACUGGUUUGCCAACCGCCGCAAGGAGAUCAAGAGACGAGCUAACAUUGAAGCCACAAUCCUGGAGAGUCACGGGAUAGACGUGCAGAGUCCGGGAGGACACUCCAACAGUGACGACAUUGAUGGGAACGAUUUCACAGACCAGGCAUGUGAUUUGCCAUAUUUUGACAAGCGACCUCUCAGCCGACCAUUUGGCCUUUACCGCUUGGAGCCCAGUUCCCCGACACAGGAUGACAGCGCCGCUCACAGCGAGCACCAGGAUCCCAUCUCCCUGGCCGUGGAGAUGGCCGCCGUGAAUCACACCAUCCUGGCCCUGUCGAGAAGCGGAGGGGUCCCCGGCGACAUCAAGACGGAGGUCCUGGAAGACGACUGAAGGGCCAAAGGGGAGGAAGCGGCAAGAGGCCAAAGGGAAGGGAGCAAUUUCAAGCGCGGCAACUUUGGGAGGACCAUUGUGUGUUUGAACCCCAAGAAGUAUCUCGAAAUUCAGUUCUGUGUUGCAAGAGGUAAUAUACUGGAGAGGUAUGUUCCCUGUGUCCACUUCUCGCAAUGCACCUUUGCAGGAACUGAAUUGAUGAAAUAGUUCCCGCGGUCCAAGCGCACCGUGUUCGUCCCAGAGGUCAUAACGCCGGGCGGCCUUCCUAAUUUUUUCCGAGACCUUAUUCCCUCCCUUCCCAUAGCGAGCCAUCAUGACCGAUCGUCUCGACUUUCUGAUGUAUUAACUAAUCGUACAACUCAAGACAAAGGAUACAGCCUACCAUCCCUGAAAACGAUCUAUGGCAAAAAAAGAUGAAAUAGAAGUGAUGGCUUUUUUUUUUCCCCCCCUCCACAACCAAAACCUCCGUUCCCCUCCUCCCCCCUGAUCCCCCCCAUUCCCGCUUACCUCUGCAGCCUGGUCGUCUGAGCCAAUCCUCACUCAGUCUCACUCAACCUCAGAGACAAACUCCACAAAUGUGUACUGUACAUAAGAUAUAUGGUUCUUCUAGUUCUCAGUCACCCGAACGUAAUGGCGCGCUACCUACCUACUCUGGCGACUCACCCUUGUUAUUGUGCAAUUAACGGCAGGAGAAGCCUC
Messenger RNA from Hippocampus comes (tiger tail seahorse), 2551 nucleotides. It is a transcript of the gene hmbox1b, whose product is annotated as homeobox containing 1 b. Gene Ontology annotation, biological process: positive regulation of DNA-templated transcription. Gene Ontology annotation, molecular function: double-stranded telomeric DNA binding. The coding region runs from base 356 to 1852 and encodes 498 amino acids. The record is from RefSeq and is a predicted model, not a curated record. The transcript is spliced from 11 exons. Lineage: Eukaryota; Metazoa; Chordata; Actinopteri; Syngnathiformes; Syngnathidae. Gene Ontology annotation, cellular component: nucleus.